This is a messenger RNA of Folsomia candida, 3839 nucleotides long. RefSeq lists its product as uncharacterized. The transcript is spliced from 11 exons. NCBI's taxonomy places the organism in Eukaryota, Metazoa, Arthropoda, Collembola, Entomobryomorpha, Isotomidae. The record is from RefSeq and is a predicted model, not a curated record. Bases 869 to 2005 code for a protein of 378 amino acids.
UUAUUAUGAUGAUUUAUUUGCUCCUUAAAGUCAUGGUAGAGGACAGAUUAGACUUAUUUAUAAUUAUCGCGUAUGUUUUACAAUACUUUACAUUUGUGCUACAACGUACAAACAGCUUGCAUUCUUUUCAGUCAUAAUAUCUCGGCACAAAAUUGACAUAUAAUUGGUUUUAUCAUAAACUUUGACUCUUCUGUCGCACACGGUUUAAAUUUUGGUUGGUAGUUGUUAUACAGCAGAAAUAAAAUGAGUAGUAGGAAUUCUACGCCGAUCCACGUUUCUUCUUCUUCUCGUCCGUUUGGGUUAUCAGCAGUCGCCACCCUCAUCAAUAGGGGCUGGAUCCGGUUGACAGCAUUCCGGCAGUGGUCCAGGGAAGAGUCCUGAUUAAUGAGUGAAAUUAAUUAGAAAUUAAGUUAAUUCUUAAUUUGGCAUAAUUACCCAUCUCAUUCCCACAACAUCCCCCCUUCGGUGGGCAGCAUCUCGGUAUCGGUGGGCAAUUGUCGCCAUCAUCCUCCCUCGGCGGUGGAUCCUUUUCGUACCCACACGCAAAAUUUCCGCAAUCUUGAAACAUUUCGUCAUAAACUUCGGCGGGGAUGCAUUGUCCGACACACUUCUCAAAGUGGAAAGGAUUGUAGUCAUUUCGAUACGUAGUCCUAUCAGCAAACUUGGCGUCGGAGAAUUUAGCCUUAUUGCUGGGUUUUAGGCUUCUUCGUUUGGCGCAGCAUUUUGGCCAGAAAUCUAAAAAAGAGGAAAUUUAAGAAUUCUGAAUUCUUAAACCGGGAUAUUUAUAGUUUCUUUGUCUGUCUCUCUCUCGUUAAUCUGAUUAUUCUUUAUCUAUAAAAUUCUCACUGCAAAACCGCUACAUUUUAUAAUGAUUAGCGACAAUGAAUUAGUUCGACAGGAGCCUAAAGUGGGUGACCUUUUUUUCUGGAGGGACGACAACGACAACAUCCAAAUGAAUGUUAUGACAGAAGUGGACAUUAAAAAGAAACUUGCGGAAAUAUACUUCUCUCUUCUAAUUGACCGGCAUGGGGCCAUGAGGGAUAUGACCGUGAAUAAGGGAGGUGAGGGUAAAUGCCUUGUGGAUAAAACGGAAAAGAUCGUGUCAAUGUUCAACAACGACGCUUUGGAUCUCGAUGGGUGUAAAAUUAAAGAACUGGAGCAACAAUGGGGAUGGAAAGUGAUUCCCGAGAUGUCGUACUCUUUCCACAUCUACACCGACGAUUCAUGGGUCGCUGACCAACUCAAAUCCCUCAUCCGGAGAAAGUUCGGAGUAGUUUGUGCCAAAGCUCCAUACACUGCAGAAGUAGUGUUGGCCAAACACAAGGAGAAAAUUUAUGAUCAUUUGAGACAAUUCCUUCCUCGUCUACCUCAAAUCAGAGAGGAUUAUUUUAAUAGACCUCCUCCCCCACCUCCGGACAAAUUAGAAAAUGCUCGACCACUUCCACCAUUACAAAAUAGACCCAGUUGUCAAUUGUGUGGCGUAAUGAUACGUAGCUAUUAUAAAAGUAUCAAGGACCAUAUGGAUCUGUGCCAUUACUCCGGUCCUAAUGCACUGACCUGUGAUCUAUGUUCGUGUAGUUUUGCAAUCGCCGCAAACCUACGUACUCAUCACUUCAAGCAUCACGCUGGAGCAAAACCACAAAAAAGGACUAGGUUCGGUAUCGUUGAUAUCAGUGAUGAGGACGCACAAAACUGCGAUGUCCACCUCGAUAGUAUCCCUCAGGAAGAAGGUUCAAAGAAAACCAGAUAUAGGUGUACCUGGGUCCGAGAAAAUAAGCAAGAAUGUGGACAACUGACUUCUGGGAUAAGCAAUGCUCGUGAACACGUCUGCACCCAUUUAAAACUGAGGCCGUAUACAUGCCCUAUGCCUGGAUGUACCCAUUCCGCUGGUGCUUACAAUACCGUUGUUCGGCAGUUCAAGGCUAUCCAUGAAGGACAAGAAGAACAAGAUGACGAAGAGAACGACGAGCCACAAGAUGAACCUCCCAAAAAAAAGACGAAAUGAGCAGUAAAAAAAUCGAAUAAUUGAGAAAGCUGUCACUUGACUAUAAGAACAUUGUGGACACGCCUUCCAUCGGAGCGCAUGAGAAGCCAGGAUUGACCUGUUUUUUGGCUGGGGGCUGUUUAGCAUAGUCGUAUUCUCGGGAACAGUACGGAAUGUAGUUGACGCGGUAGGUGGUGACGCCCUCCAUUUUGGCGGUGGAGGGGUCAAAGGUUGAAAAGGGUUUGAGCGACUUGACCCUGUCACCCAUGCAGCCCUUGUAGUCGAACCGAUAAGUGGAGAGGCCUUCCAUCUGGGAAAGUGAAUUAAUUAAAUCAUAUUUUUCAAUAAAAGUUGUCAAUGCAAUUUAAAUACCUUGGCACCAGAAGGUUCAAACUGGGCCUUCUUGGACCACGGUGGCUUUUGAUAACUCAACAAUGGUUUGCACGUGUAUGCCUCUCGGUAGCUGGAGAGUCCGUCCAUUCGCGCAUCCGAGGGUUCGAAAGUGCUCAAAGGUUUGAAUGACUUUGACCGAUCACCACAUUUGAGGUGAAAUUGUUCCCGAUAUGAUGACAAAGCCUCAAAGGGAAAGCUUAGCCUAAAAAUUUGAGACUUUUACCGUUCCACAAAAAUCCCUUGAGGACACUUUGGCAAAGGUGGUGGACAGCAUGGCACACGACAACAAUCUGGUCGUGCCUGAUUACAGCACCGACUCGGUUUCCGACUCGCUUUCAUACAAUCUGGCACCGGAAGACCAGAAUUGCUUCGAACGCUGCGUUGCGAUGAAGAACAAGAUGCUCGACGAGGGGCCCCUCCACCACGGCAAGACAUGUUCGACUGCUUCCGAGAACAUGGGGGUGGCUGCAUCUGGACGCGAAUGUUGACUGGACAAGCUGCCUCGCACAUGCUGAGAGAAGAUUUUUAUCAAAAUUUUACUCAGAAAAGAAUAAGGAACGACCCAGACCCGAUGGGAGCCGGGAGGUUGAUGAAUUGUUUAAAUCUGUAAAUUCAUGUAAUGUUAGGCUCUUUUUCGAACUAUGCAAAAUUUAGGUGGUGUCUUACAUGUCUAAGGUAAGAACUUGCCCUGUAUUUUGAAAACUGACCAAACCUGAGGGUUUUCGUGUUGGAUAAUAUUUUUGAUUAUACUUUCUCCAUCCACAUUUUUAUUUCAAGAUUUUACAUUCUUGUUAGAAAAUCUGCUGCCAAGGAAAAUUUAUUUCGAGCACGUAUGACUUUAUUUCCUAGACAUUAUAAACCAACAUCACCUUGAAAUCGAAUGAAAAUUGAUCAAAAUUGUAUGAAAUUCUUAUUACGACGACCAAAUCAAAAUGAUUCGGCGUGCCUGGACUCUUUGUGUAGGUUACAUGAUCACCUACUGCACGUUUUCCUCCACUUACCGAAAUAACAGCUCUGUGACCAAGUUCUUCCCGCAGGAGAAGUUUCCAUACCUCUUCAUCGGUUACCUCUUCUUUCUCUACGGCUUGACGGCAGCUUCGACCUGGAUUAUCCUACAGUUCUCCCAGCUGCUUAACUACUAUUUGGAUAAUGACAAGAAGGAGGACGAUGUUUUUGAGCAUGACGUGUGGAAGGGAUUUGAAGUGCUGUGGUGGUAUUUCGUCGGGAAUUUUUCAGUCCUAGCGUGGGCCGUUAUUGGAGAGUUUUAUGAAGGACAGCACAGGAAAAUGUUUGCUUUCGGAGUAUUUUUUGCCAUCGGAGCAGAAUACGUUGGGGGGCAGUUGCAGCCAUAAUAUUUGAAUGUGAUUUAAUUAUGUCACUAUUUUGUAAAACAAAAAUUAUGAAAUUUGUACAAUGCAUGAUGAGAAAUAGUAAAAUGGUCGCAUAAUUUAAAAUUCUUGAA